Messenger RNA from Girardinichthys multiradiatus, 1800 nucleotides. Its product is annotated as spindlin-Z-like. The coding region runs from base 180 to 899 and encodes 239 amino acids. The record is from RefSeq and is a predicted model, not a curated record. Lineage: Eukaryota; Metazoa; Chordata; Actinopteri; Cyprinodontiformes; Goodeidae. The transcript has 5 exons. Gene Ontology annotation, biological process: gamete generation.
CUGGUAGUUGUAGUUCCGUUAAACAGGGUCGCUUCCGUGUAGCCUACGUUAGGUAGAGGAAUCCGCUCAGCAAAGACAUAUCACAUGUGAAAUUAUUGAUCAGGUAGGACAAACACCUUCUUGUGACGGCUCUGGAACAUUUGGCCCCGUCGACCCGGGUUGUGUGAAUUUAUGGAAACAUGUCAAAGAAACGGGGCAGGAAGCGUAGCAGUGGAGAGCUGAGUGAAGGCUCAGCAUCGACCCUGAGCCCGGACCCGGAGAACCUUUUGGGCCGCAGGAUUCAGCACACUUGGAGGGAAAAGGGCAAUGUGACCAAGUGGAAGGGCACCGUCCUGGAGCGCCUUACUGUCAACAACUCCCUUUACAUGGUCAAAUAUGAUGGCUUUGAUUGCGUUUACGGUAUAGAGCUCUUCAAAGACAACCGGGUGUCCAACCUGCAGGUUUUGGCAGAGAAAGUUGUAAACAAUAAGAUCAAGGUGCCUCCUGGCGCUGAAGAGCUCGUGGGUCGAGCAGUGGAACAUCUGUUCGAGAAGGAGGACGGGGAGAAAAAUGAGUGGCGGGGCAUGGUGCUAUCCAGAGCCCCCAUCAUGACCCACUGGUAUUACAUCACCUACGAGAAGGACCCGGUGCUGUACAUGUACCAGCUGUGGGACGACUACAAGGACGGAGACCUCCGUGUCCUACCAGAAUCAGAGAACAAACACCUGCUGCCAGCAGACAGGAAGCCGGGUGAGGAGCCAGAGAGCCUUGUGGGUAAACAGGUAGAGUAUGUGACGGAUAACGGUCUGAAGAGGACGGGCUUGGUCAUCUACCAGGUCCCCGCAAAGCCCACCGUGUACUACAUAAAAUAUGAUGAUGACGUCCACGUUCACGUCUACGACCUGGUGAAGACCACCUAAGAACUGACUGUCCCCAUUUCAGCUUCUGCUCAUGGCUUUUGUUCGCUCCGGCCUGUCGUUACGUGCUCAAGUGUUAAAGAUGGAAGUUUUUUUUUUGUUUGUUUGCAGCAGGAGGAGAAAUGUCCAACACCAAGAGACCCGAGAUUUUAUUUUUCUUGAUCCUUUGCCUACUUGCUUACUCUGGCAUUACAACACUUCUCACUUUUUUAAAACAUUCAUUUUAGCUGAGAUUUUUCAGUGUAAAUAAGACAUGUCUGAGACCAGCUCCAUGAAAUGGAGUUAGACAUGUGUUUUAGUGAAAUCACACUUUAUCGCAACUCCAAGACUCCAGUUUCUCUCUCUAAUAAACAAAUCAAAUGAAGAAAAUGUAGAGCAAACCAUCUGUGGUUAACUCUGCUUUCAUUUUAUGUAUUUAUUUUCAUGCAGUGCAUCUUGCCAUGCUGCUGGUACCAAAACAAGAACUUGGCUGUGCUUUAUGUCACUUGAGUCGACCUCAGUUGGUUCAUAUUUGGAGUGCUAUUCAUUUAACUAUUGUGCUCAUUUUCUCCAUCCCAGUGAACUCCACUUUCAGUUGAACUGUGAUGGCAUUCAUGAGACCGUGUCUCACGUUGUGAAUAGAAAACAGAGUGAUUGUUUAAAAUAAAAAAGAAAUCAAUGUAUCAUAUCUCUGUUUAGUUUCAUGUUUUCUACACUAUGAUCUUGUAUCAGAAAUACUGGUGUUCAUGUUGGGCUGUUUCAAACUAUUUGUGCUGCACACUAUCUAGUUGGAUUUGGCUACUUACAAUGCUUACUAUUUAACUCUUGUCUUUAUUAUUUGCCAAAAAAAAAAAAACAAGAAUGAAAUACUACUCAAUGUGACCCUGACUGUGUAAAUAUAAUUAAACAUUUUUAUGAACAUAAA